Messenger RNA from Lonchura striata (white-rumped munia), 2632 nucleotides. RefSeq names its product microtubule associated protein 10 (gene MAP10). Lineage: Eukaryota; Metazoa; Chordata; Aves; Passeriformes; Estrildidae. Gene Ontology annotation, biological process: mitotic spindle midzone assembly; positive regulation of cytokinesis; cytoplasmic microtubule organization. The record is from RefSeq and is a predicted model, not a curated record. Gene Ontology annotation, molecular function: microtubule binding. Gene Ontology annotation, cellular component: cytoplasmic microtubule; centrosome; mitotic spindle pole.
AUGGAGCGGCUGUUCGCGCUGGAGGUGCUGGUGGAGGCGCUGCGGCUGGCGGAGCCGGGCCCCGCGGAGCUCCCGGGCCCCGCGGAACACCCGGCCGUGGCGCUGCGCCUCUUGGACUUCCCCACCCUCGUGCUGCGCCCCGCCGCCGCAGCGCCGCCCCUGCGGCCGGGGCAGCCCUUCCCCUUCGGCCGCGGCAAGCGGUGCCUGUUCCGCUGGUGCCCGGACUCGCUUUUCGCCGCGCUCCGCCGCCGCCCGCUCCGCGCCCUGCUCCUGGCGCUGCCCGCCGGGCGCGCCCCGGGACCCCCGCGCCUCCUCGGCAGCAGCGCCGUGUCCUUGGCCGCCGCCGCCGAGCUGCUGCAGCGGCCCGGGGCGCCCUCCUCCUGCGGCCUGCGCGGCCGCUUCGUGCUGCGGGACACCGCGGGCCGCUCCGCCGGGGAACUGGUCCUGCGCUACCGCCUCGCCAGCCUGGAGGGCGGUGAGGUGCGCCCCGCCGCUCCCCCCACUGCCACUCCGCCUGCCACCGCCCCUGAACCGCGGGACCGGGAGGAGGAGGAGAAGGAAGAAGAGGAGAAGGAGGAGGAAGAGAAGGAAGAGGAGGAGGACAGUGAGCAGCUGGAAGGCAACGUCUUUUGCCCUCCGCUGCUCUAUUACAGCCGUGAGCCGGCUGAGCCUCAGCGGCCGCCAGCAACAAUGGGGCAAUGGGAGCAUGUCGAGCCCCAGCGACCGCAGAAGGACAAGGGCCACAGCCCCCCACGGCCCAGUGCUGGGCCCUCGCUGCUGCACCCCGCCAGCCCCUGCCAGCCCCAGAACGCCCUGGUGCAGCUGCCACUGCUCAGUGCCUUGCUGGCAGAGCUGUCGGUGCUCACCCGCAGCGCUGUGCCUGCUGCUGCUGCCCCCCCUCACCUUGCCUGGCUCUGCCAGGCCCCAGGGAGUGGAGACACGGCCUCACUGCCCCCCAGUCGCUCUGCUGCCCUCGGGCCUGCAGAGACACCUGUGGGGCCUGGCAGGAGCAGUGAAAUCACGAGCCCUCCGUUCAAACAAGGCUGUCAAAAAGCCUCCUCCCCAGGGUCUUCCGGGGUUGGGAGAAGACCCAAGAAAGCUGUGCCCAAGGCACAGUCAGUCUGUGAAAGGAGCUGCAAAGCUAAGGAGAACAGACCUCCCAGAAAGAAAUUGAUGUAUGGGCUGACGAAUACACUGAGGCUACGGCUGCUGCAGACCAACCCUGAUAAGCUGAUAAUUCAUGAAAGGAGGGAGCAGUACAGAAAAAAUCAAAUGGAGAUGCUGAAAGAGAGAAGCCCCUUACCCAAGAGAAAGUUGAUCAGAAAUACCGAAGAACAGCAUGUGGUGUCUUGCAAGCAUUGUAGCACAGGAGGUAGUUCAAAGCGGAAUAAUCAGUUGGAUAAAAUUGUUCAGACUUCAUUAGAAAACAGUGCCCUCUCAGAGUCAGUUUCUGUGACAGGAGAUUCAUCCCCUGGCCUGCAGAAACCGUCUACUGCAAGUCUAUCCAGGAAGGAUUCAAUAACUACAGCCCCCUUACCGGAGGACAUGCUCUUAAAAUCUGCUCAUGAGGAAAAGUAUGUAAAAGCUCUACUCACAGCAGCAUUCCCAUCAAAUGCUAAUGUGAGAGGAAGUUACAAUGAUGCAACACACUUAAUCCAUCAUAAAACCAUGGAGCAUGAUCAUGUCUCUGUUGUAAGUGGUCAUAAACUAAGCCCCAGCAGGAGUGUUGAAAACAACUCUGAAUUCAUAUAUUCUGAUGACUUUGUUACUAGUCCAGAGAACUCAGUUUGUUCAGAAGAUUUCACCAAUGCUGAGUGUACAGGCAUAGACUCAAAAGUUUGUGACAGCAGUCCUGAACCUCUGUGGCUUGAAAGACCAAAGCAGGAUAGGUCAGAUACAGAGCAAGAAUCCAGCAAGCCCAGAAUUUCAAAGACAAGUGCAAGAGCUCAAAGUACUUCAGAUCUUGUGUCAGUUCCUUCAGCUUCAUCUCCAGUCCAGUCUUUGAGGAGAAACUGUGACUUUAAAACCAGCAUGGGGACGAGUGCCGAGUCUACUGAUUCACUUAACCUUGCUGAGAUGGAGGCAUCAUUAUUAGAAGAGCAGGAAGCCCAACAGAUGAGUAAGGAAGAGAACAGGGGUGAUCGAGAUAUUCAAGAAAUGUCUACACUGAAAAGCAAACAGGUUGCAUCUGAUAUGGAUCUGAAUACAGGAAAGUGGCAGACCUCUACAGGACAAAAGCAAUCAGUAACUCAAGUUAGCUCUUACUUGCCAUCUAACAUGUCUGAUCUUGAACUUAGUGUUCUGGAAGACAGUAGGUCAGACAAAGAAGAUAAUUUUCUGGAAAAACUACAUGGUCCUAAUCAGUACAAAGACAUCAGUGAACUUGUAAUAAACAAACUUCCAGGAUACACAAUGUAAUUAUACCUUUUCACUGGAUUGAGAUACAAUAUUUAAACUUUGUAAAUCCUGUUACAUUUAGUUGCACUAUGUGCAAGUUAAUUUAAAAUUUUACCACGCACAUUUAUUACAUCAGUGAAUUUAGUUACGAGAUUUUUUUUAAUAAAUUACUACUUGAAUCUCUCAAAUGGUGUCUACAGCCUGAUUUCAGUGUUUUAACACUCCUAAUACAAAG